Messenger RNA from Triticum aestivum (bread wheat), 1729 nucleotides. RefSeq lists its product as uncharacterized. The record is from RefSeq and is a predicted model, not a curated record. The coding region runs from base 326 to 1339 and encodes 337 amino acids. Lineage: Eukaryota; Viridiplantae; Streptophyta; Magnoliopsida; Poales; Poaceae. The transcript is spliced from 3 exons.
CGUCUCACCUCCUUACUUGCAGUGUUGUUUCCGUGUGAUUUGCUUCCCAUUUCGUUUGAGAAUGACCCUGUAUUCAAGCCUGCUACCCCAUUCGAAACUUCGCAGCUCCUUACUUGCAGUGUUGUUUCCGCGUGAUUUGCUUCCGCAUUUCGUUUAAGAACGAUCCUGUGCUCAAGAGUGCUACCGGCGGGCAGGCUUGUACGUAUACAUAUAUAUAGCUCCGUUCUUCCUUCAGCAAAUACAAGGGCAGGAGGAACAUAACUAAGCUGUUUGCAGACCCAUACUUCAUCAAGUUAUCUCUGGCCGAUUCUUGCUUUUGGUUCAGAUGGACGAUGAACUGCAGAAGCGUACCGCUGGCUUUGCGGAAGGUAUGGUGGUUAUGGUAUGCCCGGUGCUUGUAGCAAUUGCUCUUGACAAGGUUGACCUCAAAGUGUAUGGACACCACGCUUUCUCCGCCAUGCUCACCAUGGCAGCUGUCACUUUGAUAAUCGGUAUCUGCCCCUUCCUCAUCUGCUGGUUCUCCAGGACAUUCGUCAGGCCUGUCCCGGUAACCGCGAUCCUGGCAACCCUUUCCUCUUGUUCCCUCCUCAUCCUCACCUGCUUCAUCGCACAGCUCGUUGUCCCCAAAAACACUUUAAUCAUCUUGGGCGUGGUAUUUGGAUUCCUUGUCCUGCUUCGAGCAGUCGAGUACUACCGUCGAGGGGAUUUUGAUCGGUAUCCACAAGACAAGAUACUCAAUGAAUCACAUGAGUUCUUGACGGGUGUCACUGGAGUUCUCUUUCUGGGGCUGGAAGGUCUGGCACUAGAAGGUCAUGACGAUCCGAUGUUUGAAAAGGGUGGGGCCGUGGCGGUCGCCAGCUUCAUAGUUUGCUGUGCUGGCGUGUGCAUGAUGUAUCUCGAGAUGACCCCCCCUAUAGAUUUCAAAGAUGAGAAACAUGUUGUGAGUUUAACUCUGACGCUAGAUAGCAUCAUGGCUGGUGGUACCUUCACGCUCUUGAUGGUCGUCAUGUUUCAGCUCAUGGGGCCUCCAGCCCUGGUGCUCUUCCUACCCCCGGUUCUAAUCAUCGGCGACCUUGUGUACCGGGUGACCGUCCACGACACCGCAGCUGGCGACGACCAAGUGUCCGAACCGGCGGCUUCGCUUGAACUGACAAAAGUCACCUUCAUCCGGGUUCUUGGCUGUGUCAAUAACAGCCAUCCGCAACACUUCGCCCAGCAAGUUGACCGGCUGUUUCCUACUAUUCGCGGCAGCAGCUAUUGUGUUCGGUCUCUCAUGGAGGCUUCUGUCACAGACCCACGUAAGGAUUUCUUUGAGCGGUGUUUCACAUCGUCAUUUUGAUUCUUCUGCCAACCUCGCUUCCUUGGGCACACACGUCUGCAUUGUACUCGCUACGUUCCUAUUGCUAGUAAUGGCUUGGACAGCGAGAGGAAAACAAUGACAAGUAGUGAAGCACUGUAGUUGAUUUAUUUUCUCUACGCAAUUUUGUAAUUGCACCUGCGCUCAUAUGUUAUAGCAGGUUCUGUACUACAUAUAUAAUUAAUUCAAUUCUUCAUUCGGAUUCAUGAGUUCGUAGAAGACCUCUCAUGUUUUGACCCCAACAUAGAUAACAAGGUUGUAUUGCUCAAAUGUUUUAAAUAGUGGGCUAUGGCAUUUAGCGGCAACCCUUAAUAGCGGGCUAUAGCUGGGCUGUAGCGGCAAAUUGUACAUGAAAUCAUUUAGCGGCAACAC